CUGCCAUGGGGAUUGUGCGAUACUUCACCUGUCAAUGUUUACACCAUGGAUUCGGUUCAGGUGAUGACGCAGCUGUGGGUUUCGAAUGCCAUCGUGUACCCUCCAGCUGCUGCUGCGAGGGGAAACUCCUCCGCCCAGCCUUCAAGCGAGCCUAGGCUUCCUAAGGCAUCCGGGCUAACACUGUUGUUUUCCUCGCCCUCACCCCCGCAACGGUCCAGGAAGGUACAAAAGAGGCGCCAUCUCCUUCUCCAUCGUCUCCGCUAAACCGAUGGCUACUUCGAGCAGCUCUAACCUCUCGGACAUGAUCAGACAGUCCCCACCUGUCGACUUGUCGAAACCCUACGAGGCGGCUUGGGUCAAGGGCAAGACAAUUGUAAUAACCGGAGGAGCGAGUGGCUUCGGCGCCGGCUUCGUGAGGCAUUGGGCAAAAUAUCGCGCUGCGAUAAUUAUUGGAGACGUCAAUGUUGAGAAAGGCGGCGCUCUCGCUCUGGAGGUCCAGAAAGAGACGGGAAACCAGCAUGUCCAUUUCGUGCAUUGCGACGUCACUGACUGGCAGUCUCAAGUCAACUUCUUCAAGGAGGCUGUUAAGCUGAGCCCGCAUGGCGGUAUCGACACCGUAGUCGCCAACGCUGGCAUAGCUGGCGACGACCCCCUGCAACGACCGACCGGCUUGAACACUGCUGAGCCUCCGAAGCCCGACUUCAAAAUCAUGGACGUCAACUGCACGGGAGUCAUGUACACUACUCACCUUGCGCUUUACUGGCUCUUCCGGAAUCCAGGUUCGACAGCCUGCAGCAUGGACUCACAUCCUCUAUACACCCGGGACAGGCACCUGCUGUUUCUUGGGUCAGUCGCCUCACUCGGGCCUAUACCUGUCCAGCCUCAAUACGGUGCUGCAAAGCAUGCCGUAUUGGGGCUGUUCCGUUCGCUGCGCGCAACAUCGCACAUGCAAGGCGUUCGCGUUAACCUUCUCUGCCCUUAUUUCAUCGACACGCCCAUUGUUACUGCGGCUGCACGAGUCGCACUUGCCGGAGGAGCAAUGGGAAAGGUGGAGGAUGUGGUCGACGCUGCAACCCGCUUCGUUGCCGAUUCACGCAUUCUUGGCCGAGCCCUGGUCAUUGGGCCAAAAGUCAAUGUGAAGCAACACGAAGACGGGGAGUGGAAAUUGGUGACCAAGGACGCUCCGGGCAGUCGCCAGACGGCCAUCUGGGAAGCUUACGCAGAUGACUGGGAAGAGGCGGAUGCUUUUUGUCGGAAUAUAAUUGGAGUGUUGAAUGCAGUCCAGGCGGCUCGCGGAUGGAUAGGCUGGGCUGUGGACGUAGUCAAAGCCGUUGGGUAUAGUGUGGGGCUUGCUCGGUGAUGGAGAUAGGCGAGAUUCCCAUCGUCAUUCGACUGUGUAGCGAAGAAGCAUCAUGACAUCACAUCACGGGCCAAGGAGCUGCACCCCUUCCCAAGCCUAACAGCGGACACCAACUGCUUGGGGACAAAGGUGCGCUCUGGAACAGUUCCUGAGCGGUG
Molecule: messenger RNA, 1518 nt
Organism: Lindgomyces ingoldianus
Lineage: Eukaryota; Fungi; Ascomycota; Dothideomycetes; Pleosporales; Lindgomycetaceae
Product: NAD(P)-binding protein
Exons: 1
Coding region: 269-1360 (363 amino acids)
Molecular function (GO): oxidoreductase activity
Source: RefSeq, a predicted model, not a curated record